This is a messenger RNA of Emericellopsis cladophorae, 3006 nucleotides long. Its product is annotated as GTPase-activating protein-like protein. The record is from RefSeq and is a predicted model, not a curated record. NCBI's taxonomy places the organism in Eukaryota, Fungi, Ascomycota, Sordariomycetes, Hypocreales, Bionectriaceae. The transcript has a single exon. Bases 1 to 3006 code for a protein of 1001 amino acids.
AUGAUGCCCAUGGCCGUGUCCAACCUCAACAUGAACAACCACUGGCAUCCGGACGACGGGCGUCAUCGAGCCAUGACCGCGACCACUCAGCCGUCAUAUCAGCAUCAGCAUCAGCAUCAGCACCUCCACUACCAGCCCGACCACAACCCAUACUACGAUCAAACACAUGCGUCUCCCCGUGGCAUGCCGCCAGCCGUGGCUGCCAGGACCACUCCCGACGCUCUCCCUCCUCCGUUUCACGCCAGCGCGCCUCGCUCCGUGCCCUCGUCAUCGCGCUCGGCUCGCCGACCACCGCCAGCGCUGACUUCGCCGCGAUGGGACUCACUAGGUGGCGGACAGGGCGCACACAUGCUCGCGAGCCCGACCUCACCUCGCUUGCCGCCCUCUCUGCGUUCCCGGCCGACUACACCGGUCACAGCAGCCUACCCCGACGCACAUGACUCCUACAGCGGACCCCCCUCGCGGCCUCUGACGGCCAAGACAUCCUUCCCGGACAUACGGAGUGCCGAACCGGCAUCCGCGCCCGAUUUGAACUUUUCCCGACCUCGAAAACAGAGUGUGCGGCAGCCUCUGCUGCCAACGCCUUCAGAAGAUGGCCCCGAGAUGUUCCAAAACCCUCUGCCGAAUCCGUGGCGUCCGCGGCGGCCGUCCGUCUCGUCCAACGUUUCCGCGUCCACGUGGGCGCCGGGCAUGUCCCCCACGAGCGGCGAGUUCUCUGACGGCCGCGCGCGUAUGAGAUAUGCAGGGCCACCCCCGGUCUCUGCCACACGUCAACAUUUCAGCUACGGCAACCGCAUUGACAGCACGGGGUCGGCGCCUCCCAUGGGUGGGACGGCGCCAUGGGUCAGUGGGGAUGAGGUUCGGUCGAGUUUCAGAUCCCAGCUCACUGCCUCAUCCGCCCCUGGCACCGCCAACACGGAGAGGAGCAGCAUCAUGACCAAGGAUAGCUCGGCCACAUCCUUUGACGCGAACCACGAUCAUGAGGAGGAUCACGUGCCGGACGCGGACGAGCCCAGCGUGGAAGAUGUUAUGGGCAUGUAUGAACAGGGCUUUGACGAUGACGACGACGGCGAUAACGAGGAGGAGAAUCUUGCCGACGGUGAUAAGUACAACGGUGCGGCCGCGGAUCCUGUGCAGGGGGAUCGUGAUGAUGACACCCAGCUCCAGCUGCGGCAGGCUCGGAGCCGCGACGCGAGUUCGGACCGGGCCGCCACUGAUGUGGACGAGCUGUACUUUUCGAAACAUUCGACGUCUGAUCACAGUGAGCCGUCUCAGCCUCAGCCUCCGCCUUCAGCACCAGCGCCCCCGAUCCAGCCCGUGAUUAUCGAGGAAGACCUUGCGCCGCCAACCCCGGCCCAGAUGCAAGCGUCGAAGCUAGACGCGGAGAUUCGACAGUCACGCAUGUUCUUCAGCUCACCGGCCUUUAUGGCUUCCGUAUCGCACCUGGCCAACGCGGACGUGCUCGAGGAGGAGAAGCGCGAUUCUGGCAAGUCGCUCGAGUCUGACCCAUCCGAAGGUCCGCAGCCUAUGCUCCGGCGCGAUAUCCACGCCUCCACAACCACGUCGCCGCACUCCUCGAUACUGGCCGCCAUGCGGGGCGUCAGCUCAUCGCCCGUGUCACCAAGCAGCCCCAUCACGCCUCUCAGCCCGGCGCCGACCGCGGUGGAGGAGUCCGUGGAGCCCGAGGCCCCGGGCUCGCGCGACCGCUACGGCUUCAAGAAGGAGACGCAGCACGUCAGCCGCAAACAGUACGAUAGGUGGGACCGCAGCUACUCCGAGUACCUGGCGAGGCGGAAGAAGAAGUGGGUGGCGUACCUGAAGGAGAGCUCGCUGAUGACGGACGAGCCGAAUCGGUUCCCCGGCAUGUCGCCCAAGACGAAGAAAUUUGUCCGCAAAGGCAUCCCGCCCGAAUGGCGGGGCGCGGCCUGGUUCUACUACGCGGGCGGGCCCGCCAUCCUGGCCAAGUACUCUGGGCUGUACGACAAGAUGCUGCAGCUCAAGGCGAAGCGGGUGGACGUGGAGGCCAUUGAGCGGGACCUGCACCGGACGUUUCCGGACAAUAUCAACUUCAAGCCGCCGGGCACGUCGACAACGAACGCGGGCAACGGCAAGAUUGCCGAGGACGACACGGUGCAGGCGCAGUCGGACGAGCCGCCCAUCAUCUCGUCGCUGCGCCGCGUGCUCUUUGCCUUUUCCAUCUACAACCCCAACAUUGGCUACUGCCAGAGCCUCAACUUUAUCGCGGGACUCCUGCUGCUGUUUGUGGACACGGAGGAGCAGUGCUUCUGGCUGCUCAAUGUGAUCACCAACAUCUACCUGCCCGGGACGCAUGAGAUGAGCCUGGAGGGGUCCAAGGUGGACCUUGGUGUUCUGAUGACGGAGAUCCGGGACACGAUGCCCGCGGUGUGGGACAAGAUCAGCGGCGAGCUCGAGGCGCAGCCGAGCACCAAGUCGCGGCCGUCGACGGGCCGCUCGAUGCGACGGCCCAACUUUCGCCGGCGCGACCAUGCGAGUCUCUCGACGGAGCGGCUGCCGCCCAUCACAAUGUGCAUGACGGCUUGGUUCAUGAGCUGCUUCAUCGGGACGCUGCCGAUUGAGACGACGCUGCGGGUGUGGGACGUGUUCUUCUUGGAGGGGUCCAAGACGCUGUUUCGGACGGCGCUGGCCAUUUUCAAGACGGGCGAGUCCGAGGUGCUCGGGGUGACGGACCCGAUGGAGAUGUUUGGCGUGGUGCAGUCGAUGCCGCGCAAGAUGCUGGACGCUAACGCGCUGAUGGACGCCUGCUUCAAGCGGCGCAACGGGUUCAACCACCUCAGCCAGGGGGCGAUUGAGGAGCGACGCCAGGAGCGGCGCGACAAGACGGCGUCGGACAAGAAGGGAGGAGGAGGGGGGUCGCGCACGGUCAGCGGGACGACGACGGACAAUGAGGAUGGCGCGCGACGCGUGGGCACGCUGUUUCGGCGGAAGAAGAGGGACGCAUCGAGGCCGCGGGGCGGCGAAGCAUAG